Molecule: messenger RNA, 975 nt
Organism: Gastrolobium bilobum
Lineage: Eukaryota; Viridiplantae; Streptophyta; Magnoliopsida; Fabales; Fabaceae
Exons: 1
Coding region: 1-975 (324 amino acids)
Biological process (GO): chloroplast organization; regulation of DNA-templated transcription
Cellular component (GO): chloroplast
Molecular function (GO): double-stranded DNA binding
Source: RefSeq, a predicted model, not a curated record
AUGACCCUGAAACUCUCCAAAAGGUUGCAAUUGAAAAACCCAGAUGGCCCAAAUGCUGUUAUUGAUCUUCUCAGGAACUAUGGGUUCUCGCGGACCCAAUUAUCAAUCCUUGUCAAGAAAAAACCUUUUCUGCUUUUUGCAAAACCUGAGGAAACCCUUUUGCCAAAACUCAUGUUCUUCCAUUCUAUUGGGUUUUCAACAACUGACCUCCCCAGAAUAUUCAUUGGAAACCCUUCAUUUUUACACACAAGCUUGAAGAACAACAUUAUACCUCGUUAUGAGAUCAUCAGGAGUCUACUACGCAGUGAUAAGGAAGUAGUUUCAACUUUGAAGCAUGUGGGAUGGAGCUUUCGCAGUUGUGCGGUAAUAACUGAUUCAGUUGCAAACAUAGAGGCUUUGAGACAGCUUGGCCUUCCUCAAGGUUCCAUUUCUCUCCUGGUAACCAAUUUUCCUCGUGUGGCAUUCAUGAAGCAUUCGAGAUUUGUUGAGGCUGUCGAGACAGUGAAGGAAAUGGGGUUUGAUACUUUGAAAUCAAAUUUUGUUUUAGCACUUCAAGUACUUGCAAAGAUGAAUAAAGCAAUGUGGAAGUUGAGAGUAGAGGUUUUUGAGAGGUGGGGCUGGUCUAAAGAUAUCUGUCUUCUAGCUUUCAAAAAGAAUCCCCAGUGUAUGAUGCUGUCAGAAAAGAAGGUUAUGAAGAUACUAAGCUUCUUGGUGAAGGAUAUGGGUUUUCCCUCAGAAGACAUUGCUGGAUGCCCUGUGAUUCUUAAUCGCAACUUGGAAAAAACAUUGAUCCCUAGAUGUGCAGUUGUUGAAAUUUUGAAAUCAAGGGGUUUGAUCAAGAGAGAUUUGCGCAUAACUAGCUUUAUGUCGAUUAGUGAGAAAAAGUUUUUGGCGAGAUAUGUGACCCGAUUUCAGAAAAAAGUGCCACAACUGUUGGAUGCAUACAAAGGUCAGAAGUCAGAUAGAUCAUCUUGA